AUGGAUUCGAAAGAAAAGGCCAUAAAAGAGUUCGAAGAUGUUUUUCCGAUUCUUGCUGAAGAAUUUCUUGAUUCGAUUCAAUCUCGUUCCUUCUCUAGCGAAGCUGUCGAGUGGAUUAAAAAGAAUAUUUUUCAUAAUGUCCCCGGUGGUAAUCGAUCCAUUUCACUAUUUAAGGGCAUUGUUAUUUGGCUUGUCAGAUAUUCAAAAACCAUCGAUGGAAAAGUUACGGAGGAAGAACUCUUCAAGGCGAGAAUCCUCGGAUGGUGUGUCGAAUGGUUACAGGCUUUCUUCCUUGUUGCUGAUGAUAUUAUGGAUUCUUCGUUAACUCGACGUGGAAACAAAUGUUGGUAUAAAAUGGCAAGUGCAGGAAUAAAGAAUGAAAUUGCAUUCCAAAAAGCAAAAGAUAUAUUGCUACCAUUGGGUGAAUAUUUUCAAAUCCAGGAUGAUUAUCUUGACUGUUUUGGCCUACCAGAAAUAAUUGGAAAAAUUGGUACAGACAUUGAAGAUAACAAAUGUUCUUGGUGCAUCAACAAAGCAUUAUUGCUGGCAACUCCUGAACAAAGAAAGAUUCUAGAAGAAAACUAUGGAAGGAAGAAUCCACAAAAUGUAGCAGAAGUCAAGAAGAUUUACAAGAAACUUGAGAUAGAAAAAGAAUAUAAAGCAUACGAAGAAGAGUCAUUCGCGCACAUAAAUGGAUUAAUCUCUCAACUGGAUGAAUCUAUUCUGAAGAAGGAUGUUUUUGUGACAUUCGCAAAUAAGAUUUAUAAGAGAAACAAAUAA
Acaulospora colombiana is the source of this 780-nucleotide messenger RNA. The record is from the annotation of a GenBank genome assembly. NCBI's taxonomy places the organism in Eukaryota, Fungi, Glomeromycota, Glomeromycetes, Diversisporales, Acaulosporaceae.